This is a messenger RNA of Acromyrmex echinatior (Panamanian leafcutter ant), 2370 nucleotides long. RefSeq lists its product as uncharacterized. NCBI's taxonomy places the organism in Eukaryota, Metazoa, Arthropoda, Insecta, Hymenoptera, Formicidae. The record is from RefSeq and is a predicted model, not a curated record.
CUUCGUCGCGUACACAUCCCUCCCUGCGGAGAUCGCGACUAUAUCGGUGACGUGUUACAAAUCGUGUUACGCGAUCGUAUACGCAUACGCGAAUAGGAACGAGUAGUACGAUAUCUAUAGGUCUCAUCCAUUUAUCCGUCUAUCGUUCGGUGGAUACGCUUGUGAUAUUGCGACUGUCCGAGAAAGCCCGCUCGCUUUCGCAGCCACGAGAGAGGGGAGGGUGAAAACGGAAAUUGAAAACGGCGGUACAGCAAUCCGACCAACGGAUCGGAGAGGGAGAGAAACUGAACCUCAUUCCGCGCGGAAUUACGAAGCUCGCCUUCGAGUUUCUCUCGAUUACAUCGCUACGGUAUUUUCUGUCCGUAUCUCAGGAAUUAUCUCCGAAAAUCCGUCGGCGAAAACGUCCUGUCUGAUUAUUGGGGAUUUUACUAUACCAGUGAGAGGAAUACCCUUCGGAAAAAUUGUCCUUUUUCCGAGAACAUCUACGGAAGGAGCUCCGCGCGAUCGUUCGUAGGAUUUCAAAGUUAUCGCUACGUGUCAACGGCGACGUCGUUCGAUUCUUAGUGAAGUGAUACAACACGCUUUACAGUUUUCUCGAGUAAAAAGAGAAAAAAUUUCUUUAUCUACCACUCGAGAAAUACUUGAUCGAUUUAGGAUGGACAUCUGGAAGAAGUGACGCUCGUAAAGCUUUUCGGCGGCGCGUUUUUCCAUGCGCGGUACUCCGAUUUUCGCUGCGAAAACCGCGGACGAAUCUGAAGAGAACCAAAGUGCGUAGAAGUGGAGGCGCUCGCGAGAGAUCGGGCACGAUGCGCUGAAGGAGCUUCGAUCAUUGUGGGUCAAAAGCGGGGCGGCCUACAGGCGCGCUGGACAUUAAGUUAAAUCGCUUCGGCAUCGAGAACGGGACGGACAAAUAGUGUAAUAGUGAUAAGGCGAGUGAGGGAGGAAAAGAGAGAGAGAGAGAGCUGAACAGAAAGGAGUCGCGUGAGUCACCUGGUCAACUUGGUUCACGAUAUUGCUAUGCUGUCGCGAAGAAGCGUUUUGCUGUUUCAAUAAAAAGAAACUUAAAUAUAACUUGAGAGAAAAAGAGAAUAUUUGGAAGCUCUUUGAAAUAUCGCUUAAUGGCGAUGGUGAAAGACGCGAAAGUGAAGAGCAGAAAUCUCCUUUAAAGUACAUUACAUUGAUAACGGCAGAUAAAACAGAUGUAACUGAGCAUUCGCGUGGAAGGGCACAGUACAUACGUGCGCGUAAGUAAAGACGUACGAGAACGGUACAAAAGAUUGAGAGAUCUGACGCGCGCGAGUGGCUGUAUUAAUUGCCCUGUCGUAAUUGGGUUUUGUAAGGUUCGCGUUUAAUUAGUUCGGGGUCUAACGAUGAAGUGGUGCGUGUUGGUGUUGAUAUUCGCCGGUUUGACUAGGGGUAAUGCCAUCGAUACGAACAACAUCUUCAAUUGUCCGGAUCUCAAUGCUCAAGAUGAGAUAGAUCUCGACAAGAUAAUGGACAAAUGGUACGUCGUAGAAGUACUGCAACACAAGCUCGAUCCCACAAAGCCAGUGAAGACCAAUAUCAUUGUCAGCAAUGACCUUUGUCCGAUUGUGAAGUUGAGACCGUUUGAACAUUCUUCAUUGAAACUGUGGUGGAGUGAGGAAUCUGGAGACCUGGAAUAUACCUUCCGGAUACCAAAUAUUAACACGAAAAAAGGCUUGUGGCGAAAUAUGUACCCGCAGAAUGGUACCUUGGCGGAGAGGCCAGACUACAAGCAGUUCUCCGGCAGUGUGCAUGUAAUGAAGGCCGUUGCCUCGGACAUGUUGUUGACUUUCUGCUCUAGGACUCCCGACCAUCAGCUCUAUUCCCUCCUAUUGUCACGUGAGCACACUCUGCAGAAGAGCGACAAACGAGGCGUUCAUAAUCUCCUGGGACGCCGCGGUCUGAAGAUCAACGGCAUCCGUGAGACUUGCGUGAACGGCGGCGCCAGAUCAAGAGGGAGCGCGUUCGAUCUCGUCGCCUGGGUGAUCCUCGUCGGCCUGUUCUCGUCGAGCGUUCUCUUCAGAUCCUGGCAGUAGUGAAAUCAGACGGACUAUCGAUCGAUCUCGAGACGCUCAGAUCAUCAGAUCGCGCCCGACUGUGUCUCGGACUAAUUAACGCGAUUAUACUAACACUUUGGAUGCUACCGCGCGAGUAAUCUCAGAACAUUACGCCGAGUUACGGAAAUCCAUUGACUGCACUCGACGUACACGUGUUACGUUAGUUAUGAUACGUAUCUGAGAUGCCCUCGCGCCGAAUUAAAUAAUAAUUUUCCCGUCGCGAUAUUCUGCGUAAUUUAAGUUCUUGCAUGGAACAAUUUUUAAUUAUCUCUAAUUUUUAAUUAUCUCU